AAGAUUUGAUCUGGACCGUCUAUCACAAGAAAGAAUGAUAAAAGGAUUUUGUUUUUGGCUUUGGACAGAUGGGAGAAAAAGAAAGUGUCCCACAAAUGUCCCCAAGAAGAUGGGACACACUUUUGCCUCAAAGUUGCUGUUACUGCUACCGACAAGCUUAGCUUUUUUUCUUUGUCCUUAAUUCAAAAAACAGUUUAUUCUCUAUCAAUCUAUCUUUAUUCUCUCCUUUAACUUCUAUAAAACACUCAGCUUCCACGAAGCCUCUCAUCUUCAUCUUCAUCAUCAUCAGCUUCUCUAUUUCUCUCAUCUCUUCCAAGGAUAAUAAACAAAAGCUUUUUCUUUUUUUUUUUUCUCCCGCAAUUCUUGAAGAAAUGGAUGAGUUUGUUAACCUCAAGGAAACGGAGCUGAGGCUGGGAUUACCAGGAACAGACAAUGUUUGUGAAGAAAAAGAGAGCAUUAUUUCUUGCUGUAAUAACAACAAUAAGAGAGCAUUAUCAAGUGAUAAUGAGAAGGAGAAUGAAUCAUCAUCAAGGAAAACUGAAACAUCCCCUCCUAGAAAGGCUCAGAUUGUUGGAUGGCCACCAGUUAGAUCUUACAGGAAGAAUAACAUUCAGACAAAGAAGAAUGAAUCAGAGCAUGAGGGUCAAGGAAUCUAUGUGAAAGUAAGUAUGGAUGGUGCACCAUACUUGAGGAAAAUAGAUCUGAGUUGUUACAAAGGAUACUCAGAGUUGCUUAAAGCUUUAGAAGUGAUGUUCAAAUUCUCUGUGGGAGAGUACUUUGAGAGAGAUGGAUAUAAAGGUUCAGACUUUGUGCCUACUUAUGAAGACAAAGAUGGUGAUUGGAUGCUCAUUGGAGAUGUUCCAUGGGAGAUGUUUAUAUGUACUUGCAAGAGACUAAGGAUCAUGAAAGGAUCAGAAGCCAAAUGUUUAAGCUGUGGUGUAUGAGAUAUAGCUUCAAGAAACCUAACAGAGACACAAAAGAACCUGAAGAAAAACAGAGUUUCUUUUGGUUCAGAGAAAAUCUGUCUGUACUCGGGUUGUCGGGUAUUCGGGCGAGAUCUAUGUUCGUGGGAUUAAAUCCAAUUUAUAGCCUUUGUUUACCUCAUCGGUAAAAUGUAGACAUGCUUAAUGGUCUUAAGCAUAUGAAACUGGAACCUAAUUACAUUUUGUUUCAGAAACAGGACAAAAGGUUGUCCUCAAUCUUUGGUUGUGUAUUACAUUAAAAGUGUUAUGAAGAUUGAAGAGUUGUUUUUAUAUUUGUAGCAAUUCCUGUUUUGCGUUCUCAUUGAUCAAAGAGAUUUUCAAGCAA
Arabidopsis lyrata subsp. lyrata is the source of this 1308-nucleotide messenger RNA. RefSeq names its product auxin-responsive protein IAA3. The transcript has 3 exons. NCBI's taxonomy places the organism in Eukaryota, Viridiplantae, Streptophyta, Magnoliopsida, Brassicales, Brassicaceae. Gene Ontology annotation, molecular function: protein binding. Gene Ontology annotation, cellular component: nucleus. Gene Ontology annotation, biological process: regulation of DNA-templated transcription. Bases 372 to 944 code for a protein of 190 amino acids. The record is from RefSeq and is a predicted model, not a curated record.